AUGUCCAGGCAGUACGGAGAAGCCCGCGAGGACUUUGUCCGCAGCCCAAGCCAUCGUCGCGGCGAGCCACCUCCGGUAUCCAGAGAUCAUUCGCCCGAAUACUACUCCGGAGGGGGCGGGGAUCCUUUGGUUCACUCCAAAGGUCCAGCGCCUGACACCGGUCCUUAUGUAUCCGGUGCCAUCCCCCCCGAAGUAGCCAACGGUGCCGCGCGUUCAUACUACGAACUGGACUCACCACUCUCACCUCGCGAUACCAAUGCUCUGCAACUACCGCAGCCACCGCAAUACCGCCCACGUUCCGUCCCCCCCGCAGCUUUCGCCGUAUCAAGAGGUCGUCCGCGCUCUCGCUCCCGCUCUCGUUCUCGCCACCGUCCCCGAACUCCGCUAGGCAAGGCGCGCCAUGCUGUCGACCAUACGUUCUCGAACUCUUCCUCGGGGAUCGGCGUCGGUCUUCUCGGUGCCGUCGUUGGUGGUCUCGCUGCGCGGGAGGUUUCGGAUGCGGCUUUGCGCAAUCGCACCCGCAAAGAGAUAGAGAAGGGAACAUAUCACCCGCGAUCACCACACGACGCCGAGAAGGCGCGGGUGAUAUCUACGGUUGUCGGUGCUCUUGUCGGCGGGCUUGGAGCUAACGCGCUUGAGAGGCGAUUCGAAUCUGCUCGUGAACGGGAUCGUGCACAGCAAUCAGCCUGGGAAAAGAGAUGGGGAAGGGACCGAGAUCUUCCGCAUUACGACACGGGCAGAGAACACGAACGGGAUCAUGGUAGGGGACGUCCCCGUGCCCAACGCCACGAUGACUGGGAUGAUGACUACUAUCGCGGUUAUGACGGCCGCGUCCGGCGAGGUUGA
Messenger RNA from Colletotrichum gloeosporioides, 846 nucleotides. RefSeq lists its product as uncharacterized. The transcript has a single exon. Lineage: Eukaryota; Fungi; Ascomycota; Sordariomycetes; Glomerellales; Glomerellaceae. The record is from RefSeq and is a predicted model, not a curated record. Bases 1 to 846 code for a protein of 281 amino acids.